This is a messenger RNA of Ambispora gerdemannii, 1185 nucleotides long. Lineage: Eukaryota; Fungi; Glomeromycota; Glomeromycetes; Archaeosporales; Ambisporaceae. The record is from the annotation of a GenBank genome assembly.
AUGACAUACUAUUCGCCACCGCCAAAAAACUUUUCGCCAAAGCGUGAACUUCAAAAUGUCCCCUUUUCUAGAGUAUCCAAGACCAUCGUGAAAAGUAUGACAUCAAUUGAGAGUGACGAUGGUUGCUCCACUACACCCAUCCAAAUUCUUGAAGACAACCAAGAGGAUGAUGAAUCUAGUCGAGCAAAAAUUACCACUUCAUCGACAAUAAACUUCUCUGCUUCAGAAAGUAAAUCCGGUGAUAAUUCGACGAUUGAAUGGGGAAAAGGGUCGCGGUCUCUUGACUUAAAAAGAGAAAAAUCUCGUAGAUUGAAUGAAAAAUAUGCUCUCAUGCAGAAAAAAAUGACCGAAAUGGCUCAAGACAUGACAGUUUCACGACGCACCCCUAAAUUAAAUCGUGCAUUCGGAAAAUCAUCUCGUACCGCUGGUCCGUACGGCAUUAAAAAUGCGGGAAAGUAUAGUAAAAGAGCCUCUUUGGUAGAACAAGAUGAUUUCUCUGCAAGUGGCAGUAGCGUUAGUAACUUAUUUAAAGGUGGUAAUUCUUCAGGCUUUGGACCGUCAUUAGAACAACAGCAGCAACAAUGGCGAAAUAAGGAUUGUUCUUUUCAACACAAUUCAUUUGAGAGUGAUACGUUGGAUGGAACUAGUAAAUCAACAACAUCCACACCACACUCAAUUGGAUCUUCCAACAACACAACACCAUCUCAAUCCCAUGCUCAAACCUAUAGAUGGAUCUCUCAAUCAUCACCUACUACUACUACAAACUCAUUGUAUUCUACUCCGAAUAGACCUAAUCACCAACCUAUUAAUACACGUAAUCCAGCGAGACGUAUUUCCUCUGUAUGGCCACCGCCAUCGAUUCCGAAUAAUGAUCCUCCUUCGCCUUCUCCGAUCCCUAGGAUAUUUAAAGACGAUAACAAUAUGGAUAUUGAUCUAGAGACUAACUUAACUUUGUCUUCUACAUCAUCGUCGUCUUUGUCGUCGUCUCAUAAAAGAAACGGAAUCGAUGAGCAGUCUACAUCAACUUCGCCCGAAGAAAAUAUUUAUACGAGACAAUUGUUUCAUCAGAAAUUGGGAUUAGAAGAUGCUGCAAGACCACCUUUGUUGUCAAACAACAUUUCCCUCGGCUUGGAUGAUGAGGAUACUAACAAUAAUGACAAUAGAUCAGAUAUUUUCACAGAUUAA